Molecule: messenger RNA, 690 nt
Organism: Camelina sativa (false flax)
Lineage: Eukaryota; Viridiplantae; Streptophyta; Magnoliopsida; Brassicales; Brassicaceae
Source: RefSeq, a predicted model, not a curated record
UACUGAUAACCAAGUUUCCACAAGUGUCAAUGUCAGAGCUCUCGGGUUUGUGCUUAUUGGAAAUAUUGUUUGUUCAAAUUUUCCUUUUCUCUCUUCUUCUAUAUUUAGCUUUGUUCUCUACUAUUCACAUUCUUCGAUCGUAUAUGCUUUUCAGUGAUCAACUUAUAUAUGCAUGUGAAAUUGCUCGUGUUCUCUUCAAAGUCUUGGAGCUUCUUUCGAAAGAUGUACCACUGACUUUUGGGAGUCUGGAAGCCUACACUGAAGUCAAACAACUAGCCAAAAUCUUUAGGCUUUACAACAUUAUUCCCCAAUUUGAUAAUAAUGAAAAUCAUUCUAUAAGGAGACUACCUGAGUUGCAAACUGCUAUAAAUGCACUUAAUCACCACCCGUGGUCGGCGCCAACUCACGAAAAUAAACGGGAUGAAGAAAUAAUCUUAGGGAUGUUAGAACAGGUUGAUAAUCCGAGCGCAUCUGGAUCUCACGAAAGACCUGCCUGCCAAGAGUCCGAACCCGCGAUACCAGAAAUGGAGACCGCGGAUAAGCCUGCUCAGCUCAGCAUACAAGUACCCGAAUUAUUGAUAUUUCUUUUUUCAGUACAUGUUCUUAUUUUCUUAGUAUUGUUCGUAGUAUUUAUUAUAAAUUUAUGUGCUGAACCUAAUAACCAAAACGGUGCUGUUUAACUAUGUAAAC